Messenger RNA from Cuculus canorus (common cuckoo), 2847 nucleotides. RefSeq names its product solute carrier family 25 member 43 (gene SLC25A43). The record is from RefSeq and is a predicted model, not a curated record. The transcript has 5 exons. NCBI's taxonomy places the organism in Eukaryota, Metazoa, Chordata, Aves, Cuculiformes, Cuculidae. Gene Ontology annotation, biological process: transmembrane transport. Bases 151 to 1173 code for a protein of 340 amino acids.
GGGGCGAGGCGACGGGGCGUGGUCCAAAGUGGGUGUCCCGCGGUGCCGGAGCGGCGAGGCGGGUCGAUCUUCUCCCCCUGCGGCCGGGGGAGGCCGCCUCAGGCGGGCGGCGGUGCCGCCGGGCGGCUCCGAGCCGGUGUGUCUCGGGCCAUGGCUACGUGGCGGCGGGACGGGCGGGUGACGGCGGCGCAGCGGCUGUGCUGCGCGGCGCUGGCGGGCGCGCUGAGCCUGAGCCUGACGGCGCCGCUGGAGCUGCUGUCGGUGCUGGCGCAGGUGGGGGCCCGGCAGUGCCGGCGGGGGCUGCGCCGCGCCGCAGUCGGCCUGUGCCGCGCCGAGGGGCUGCGGGCGCUCUGGAAGGGAAACCUCACCGCCUGCCUCCGCCUCUGCCCCUACAGCGCCCUGCAGCUCGCCGCCACCCGCCGACUCGUUAUACUUUUCACGGAUGAGUUGGGUCAUAUUUCCCACUGGAGAGCCAUCAUGGCAGGAAGUCUGGCUGGCAUGGUGGCAACCGUCGUGACUUAUCCCACUGACGUCAUUAAAACACGGCUCAUUGUGCAGAACCGUCUGGAACCAUCUUAUGAAGGAAUUCUUCAUGCCUUUUACAAAAUUUAUCAUCAAGAAGGACUCCUUGCACUCUACCGUGGUGUCUCACCAGCUAUAUUAGGUGCUAUCCCAUUUUCUGCAGGCUCAUUCUUUGUUUACAUCAAUCUGGACAAAAUCUGGCAAGAACCCAUAGUUCAUUUCACUCCUCUUCAGAACUUCAUCAACGGCUGUGUUGCAGCUGGUGUGGCACAGACACUUUCUUUCCCCUUUGAGACUGUCAAGAGGAAGAUGCAGGCCCAGAGUCCUUGGCUUCCCCACUAUGGAGCGGUUGAUGUCCACUUCACUGGCAUGACUGACUGCUUCCGGCAAACUGUGAAGAACAAAGGUGUGCUUGGACUUUGGAGUGGGCUCACACCCAGUCUGCUCAAGAUUGUCCCAUACUUUGGCGUUAUGUUUAGCACCUUCGAAUUCUGCAAGCGAGUCUGUCUGUACAGGAAUGGUUAUAUUGAAUCUCCUUUAAAUUACAAGCUGACUCCUGGCGUGGACCAGAGUUUACAGCCACAAGAACUGAAAGAAUUGCUCCUCCGAAGGGAAAAUUUUGAGCCAAGGAAAUCGGCUCUUGAAAACUGACACCAGAGCAUCCGUUGCAGACAACACGACACUUUUCUUAAGGAGCAUUGCAAAAAAGAUGUGCUGAACUACAGGUACCAAUGUCUCAGCGGAUUGCAUGGUUUUAAUACUGGAACACCACUGCCAGGAAUGAAUAAAUUUUGUAUCUCACUUCGUGAAUGGAUAUAAUUAAUAUGAAUAGCAAGCAUAUACUGAAGAGAAGAGUUGCAGCUACAUUGAAAACACUCUGCUAUUGGAACUUGAAAUGACAUCUAGGUGCUUUUUAAUACUGAAUAGCCAUUUUGUCAUAAAACCACUUGCAGAAAGGCAAGGGAAUGGAGAUGAGAGUAUAAAUUGUAUCUUCCAAAAUAUUAAGAAAUUUCAAAUGGAUUUUUUUUGAGUCAUUUGAGAUACCGAGUCAGCCAAAAUGAUAAACAGACUGGAAUACAUACAACAUGCAAGAAUUCCUACUGCAAUACCUUUUUCUUUUAGUGGUACUAUGUGGACAUGGCAUUCUGUGGAUGCAGAAUUAGUCUCAGUUCAGUUACACUCCAGAAUCUCUUCAGUGUUUGAGACUUACCUGAGAGUAAUAAUUUUGUAUGAAUCUUCAGCGUGAAGAAGAAAAUAUGCUGCUGCAACUGUGCUUUUUCUAAGAGAGAACUGUAAUGUGCAAAAUGAACUGUAAUACACUGGAAUGACAAUCUUGCAAACUUAAGUGCAUACUAGAAAAUCUUGCCCCCUUUCUCCUGUGUUGUUACUGCAUGUCAUGGAUUAUUUCAGGCUUUGAAAAAUAGUUUUCAUGCAGUUCUUUAACUGAAUGUGCCAGAGGUGGUGCAGUCUGUCCGAGCAUCUCCUCGCCCUAGCUCAGUGGUGGAAUGGAUGUGGGGAACCCAUAGGGUGCUCCCAGAGCAUCGUGGAAUCGCAGUGGGAGAGGUUUGUGGGUGGAGGGUUUGGCGAGAUAGGGCCAUCAGACUGGGUCCUGUGCUUGUCUGGAGGUUAAACCAACUUUGAGCCCCUGAUUCCUGCCUAAACCGUGGUUCUGUGCUCCCAUGGCCCUGGGAUGGCACAGUGGGGCUGGGGAAGGCACCAUCACUGCUGAAGGGGGAGCGUGGUCAGGCUGGAUCUGGGGACGCUGGAUGGAUCUGGGUUUGCUGGAUGGAUAUUUGGGGAUGCCAGCAGGAUCUGGGUUUGCUGGAUGGAUAUUUGGGGAUGCCAGCAGGAUCUGGGGAUGCCAGAUGGGUAUUUGAGGAUGCCGAAUGGAUAUUUGGGGAUGCUGGGUGGAUCUAGGGUUGCUGGGUGGAUAUUUGGGGAUGCCAAAUGGAUUUUUAGGGAUGCCAGCAGGAUCUGGGGAUGCCGAAUGGAUUUUUAGGGAUGCCAGCAGGAUCUGGGGAUGCCGGAUGGAUAUUUGGGGAUGGUGAAUGGAUCUGGGGAUGCCGAAUGUAUAUUUGGGGAUGCCGUCAGGAUCUGGGGAUGCCGAAUGGAUAUUUGGGGAUGCUGGGUGGAUCUAGGGUUGCUGGAUGGAUGUUUGGGGAUGCCGAAUGGAUAUUUAGGGACGCCAGCAGGAUCUGGGGAUGCCGGGUGGAUAUUUGGGGAUCCCGGCAGGAUCUGGGGAUGCCGGAUGAAUAUUUGAGGAUGCCGGCAGGAUCUGGGGAUGCCGGAGGGUCCCGCCCGUGCUCUCCGGCCCGACUCCGCCUC